Messenger RNA from Drosophila montana, 7764 nucleotides. RefSeq names its product Hyperkinetic (gene Hk). Gene Ontology annotation, cellular component: cytoplasm; voltage-gated potassium channel complex. The transcript is spliced from 7 exons. Lineage: Eukaryota; Metazoa; Arthropoda; Insecta; Diptera; Drosophilidae. The record is from RefSeq and is a predicted model, not a curated record. Gene Ontology annotation, biological process: regulation of potassium ion transmembrane transport; potassium ion transport. Gene Ontology annotation, molecular function: voltage-gated potassium channel activity; potassium channel regulator activity; transmembrane transporter binding.
UGAAGAUGGUUGAGAAUAGAGUUUGUGCCGAAUGUUAAUAAAGGUCCAUUCUCUAAAUUGUACGAAAUGAAAUUCUUACUAUCUAAUGCAUUUAAAAACAAUAUAUACUGGAUUAGGCAUAUAUUUCAUAGGGCAUAUUUGUCAACGUUAUAGUUGAAAACAUUCCAACAAAUAUACUUCAACUACUUUUGUGUGUGUGUGUGUGUGUGUGUGUACAUAUGUGUGCUGUGUGGUUUCGGCAUCAAAACGAAUGUUUAAUCCAUACUCUAGAAUCCAACAAUAACAAACUUUUGACUGGACUUGCCUUAAAGUAGCAGCUACAGCUAAAAGCUGCUGUGAAACAUUCAAAUUGUGAUUAUUAGUCAAGUUUAAGAAAAACUAGUGUACAAAUCCAAUAAACAGUUAAGAAAUCAACAGAAAACAAAACACAAUUCAAGCAGCACAACGAAAAGAGAAGCCAAAACAAACAAGAAUAAGAAUAAUGAUGGAAACCAUUUAAUGUGAAAGCAAAGGAAACGGUUAACGGUUAACGGGAGAGCCGCUCAAGAUGUCCAUGGUAUGCAGUCUGAAUGGCGAUGGCAGCCAGUCAGCAAACAGCACCAAUACAAAUGCAAACACAAACGCAAAUACAGCAACAAACACAAAUUCAAAUACAAACGCAAUUGGGUCCACGGCCACGCACACAACGUUCGACUACACGCAACAGCAACAGCAACAGCAACAACAGCAGCAGCAACAACAACAACAUGAUGUGCCCAAUGCCAGCACCCCGCUGCUGCUGGGCCACGAGUCGGGCGGCUUGAGCGGCGUUGCCAACAGCGACGUUGGCAACAUUGGUAGCGGUACAACCAUAACGGUACCCCAGCCGCCUGUCAUCUUAGGCACAGCGAAUUUCACGGCAGCGGAACCGGCUGCGGCGUCAGCGUCAGCGUCAGAUACAGUGGUUAGCAUGAAUAGCCGUACUUUGAAUGUGUCUGGCAUGACGUUGCCAGGCACAUUGAAUUUCGUAAUGGGCGCCACGUCCGCGCAGGCGGCGACCAACAAUGACAACAACAACAAUAUGGACAAUGCGAGCGACGACUCGAACCCGGUGACCAUUUACAGGUGCCGGGCCCCGAUAGCGUCCCUCGACUGCAUGGAGGAGUUCAGUGGUACGGGCGGUCAUCUUGAUUUCGGGCGUUCGAUAAGCCUGGGCUCCAAUCCGGCGCUGCCGCUGCGGCACGGCUCGACGCCCACGCCCGGCUUGCGGUACAAGAAUCUGGGCAAGAGCGGUCUGCGUAUCUCGAACGUGGGCUUGGGCACAUGGCCAGUAUUCUCGCCGGGCGUCAGUGAUGAGCAGGCCGAGGCCAUACUAAAACUGGCUAUCGACAGCGGCAUCAAUCUAUUUGACAUCUCGGAGGCGCACUCUGAGACAGAAAUUGGCAAAAUAUUGCAGCGCACGGGUUGGAAGCGAACCACCUAUGUGAUCACAACCAAAGUGUACUGGAGCACCAAAUCCGAGGAGCGGGGCCUAUCACGCAAACACAUCAUCGAAUGCGUGCGAGCCAGUUUGCAGCGUCUGCAGUUGAACUAUAUCGAUAUUGUCAUCAUUCACAAGGCAGAUCCCAUGUGUCCCAUGGAAGUGGUGCGAGCCAUGAGCUAUGUCAUCCAGCAAGGCUGGGCCAUGUAUUGGGGUACCGCCAGAUGGUCUCAGGUUGAGAUAAUGGAGGCGUAUACCAACUGCCGGCAGUUUAACUGCAUAACACCGAUUGUUGAGCAGUCGGAAUACCAUAUGUUCUGUCGCGAAAAGUGUGAGCUCUACCUGCCCGAGAUGUAUAACAAAAUAGGCGUGGGUCUGAUGGCUUGGGGACCACUGUCCAUGGCAUUGAGCGAUACGCAGAAUGGGGACAAACUGUUUUUGCCCAAGAGCUCAUUCAAGACCAAGAGCUUUUCGUGGACCGAGGAUGAGAUCAAUCGCAACGCCGCACUAUCGCCGCAGGGUAGCUGGGGCAAGGAUCGGAUUGAGGAGGGGCGACGCCAUUGCGAUCGGUUGCGUGACUUGGCCGCGCUGGCCGAGAAACUUGGAUGCAGUCCGACACAGCUGUCGAUUGCCUGGUCACUGAAGCACGAGCCCGUUCAGUGCCUUCUGUUGGGCGCCACCUCGGCGGAGCAGCUGCAUCAGAGCUUGCAAUCGUUGCAGCUAUUGCCGCGGCUGUCGUCCAGCGUAAUGCUGGAAUUGGAGCGGAUAUUGGAGAAUAAACCGGUGCGACCGCCAAUGAUAUCCACACUGGCGCUUCGGUGACAAUCAGCCUGCCCGCAGGGCCCACUCAGCCUAAGCGGCGGUGGGCCCUGCGGUGCUGAUUCGCCAAAGCAUGAGGAGGAGGCUUUCAUUGAGGAGGCGGAUGCCAAGGAGGCUGCAAAGCAGGGUUUCUGUGUUAUUCAGUGACGAAAGGAGUCCUUAGAUAAUGAUAAUAAAUUUUUGAAAGUGAUUAGCAGUAAAACUAGCCUAAGUAGCAAUACUAUGACAACAACAAUAAGCAAGCAUGGGGUGCAGCAACAGCAGCAACAACAACUGCAGCAACACAAUCUGCAACAUUAUCAGCAGCUAGCCUUACCACCACCAGCAGCAGCAGCAGCAGCAACAGCAGCAGAAGUAUCUGAGCCGCCAAGUGGGUCAUCAGCUGAUCCAUUUGAUACGCUUAACAACAAUGACAUUGGCAGCCACGAGGAGCGGGAAUCGGGUGCUGGCCAGGCGCAGGCAAAGGGUCUGAAGCGACGCUCCUUGCUCAAUUUCAAAUCCUUCGACUUUCACAUCAAGACACUGUACAGUGGACUGCGUGCGGGCGCACCGGCGAGCGCUGGCCACAAAUCAGAGUCCGGCUCGCAGUCGCAGUCGCAGUCGCGCUCAUCCUCGUUGGGCGUGAGUCUGGCCGUGCCGCCGGGUGGCGCUGCGAACAGGCGCAUACCGCCGCAUCUGCGCAUCGAGGGCGUCGAUGUGGAUGAGGAGCAGGCGCAGGAGUCGAUGAAAUUAUUGCUGGAUUAUUCCCAGUCACCGUUUACGCCGCGACGCAACUCCAGCACUCAACUGCUGCACAGCGGCUCGCCGGCACUUUCGAGCACCUUGUCGCCCUACUAUCUGUCGCCAUACAUGAUAGCCGGCGGCGGCGGCGGAGCAGCGGCCUCCACAGCGGUCGCCGACGACAGCAGUUCGGGCAACAUACGCCGCUCCUCGACCUCCGAUAUUGUUGGCUGCCGACGUCGCGGCUCGCCGAGCGCCAACAGCAGUCGCCGGCCCAGCACCUCGGAUCUGUUGCGACGGGCGCGCGAACGGCGCGGCAGCGGGGCGCGCAUGGGUCGCAGUGUUUCGCACAGUGCGAUGCGCGGCGGCGGACCAAGCGGCGGCGUCGGCGGCGGGCCCAGCUGCAUGGGAGGCAGGCGCACUAGCAUGGCGUUCUAGAUAGUAUAUACUUAGAAGAAACGCUGCAAAUUGAAUUCGAACCAGCUGACAAAUGGCGCUUAUGAAUUUUUACUAAUUACACACGUAGAAUGAACAACAACAAAAAACCAAAAUUUCAAGAAUAAAAAAAAAUUUAUAAAGAACAACACCAGCAAGUAAGAAGUUUUUUUUGUUUUUUAAACCAAACACAACCAAGCAGAAAAUAUAAAUAAAAAAUAAAAGUAAAACACAAGUACUUAUAUGCAUAUAUUUACUACUAUGUAUACUUAAAAUAUAUAUAUUUCAAAUGCCUAAUGUUAUAUGAGACACUAAACCGAAAAACGAAAAAGAAAGAACAGAAACAAAUAUAAAAUAAUAUUCAUUUUCAUCCAAAAGCUGCUCCUAACUUGAAAACAAACAGUUAUUAACGAAUUGUCCCCAUCUAUCUAUAAAGAAUUUGUUACUAUCUAUCGCUUUACUUGCUCGUGCCCCAUUUUUGAUGACAAUAUUAGAUCCUAACUGUAAAUGAUCACAGCUCUCAACACUUUUUUUUCUUUUCGUUAACUUUGUCUAGAAUGCGCUUUUGCUAAAUAUUUGCUUUAUUCACACACACACAAACAAACACACACACAUUUUUAAGAUCACAAACCUUAUGUGAAUGCUCAUAUCAACUAAAAAGAAAAGAAAAAAAAAAAACAAAAAUUGAAUUCAUAAAAACAAAAGGUUUUUUUAAAUAAAUUAGCUAAUGAAUAAUUAAAGUAACGAAUGUUGGCAAGCAACAGCAAUAAAAUGCAUCAAAUAAACAAAUAAAUUUUAGCUAAGAAAAAAAGAAAACAAUUUGAAUCAAAUCUUAUAGAAAUAGUCAUUAUGUAUUUAAAAAAAGAUAAAGAAAAUCAAUUUGAAUCUAAAAACAAGAAGUUUUUUUCAAAGAACAAGAUUUAACAAAUGCCUUUUAUUAAACAAAACAAAGAACAAAGUUUAUAUUUUAAAUAAAAUAAUAUUAAAAGCAAAUUAAAAUUAAAUUGUUAUCCAUUGAGUGCAGAUACACACACACACACACACCCACCCACACACACACACACAUCGCUCAAUAUGCAUUUUGUUAACACCAUUUUUUCAGUCACAGCCUUGAGAUACUUAUGCAUAAAAUAUAGUUAAUAUAUAUAUAUAUAUAUAUAAAGCGAGUAUAUAGGGUGCAUACUUAUAUACGAAUUAAUUAGCGGUAUAUGCGUAUAUACAGCGUAUACAUAAUACAUAUUUACAAAUACAUAUACAAAUCCAUGCGUAUAUACAUAUAUAUAUAUACAUAUAUAUAUAUCUAUAUAUAUAUUUUAUCAUUCAAGUACAUAAAGUCUUUUCACAUACGGACUGUGAUUUCACGUAAAGUAAAUAUAUACAUAUAUUUAAAAUAAAACUAAUAAUUAAAAUCAUAAAUUAAAUAAUAUAAUAGUUUGUAAAACAUUCUAGUUUAAUCAAAGCAAAGACAAAAGUAAAAGUAAAACAAACAAACAAACACACUAAACGAGUUAGCAAGAAGAAAACAAAAAGGUUCAUUAUUGAAUUAUUAUUAAAUAUAUAUAUAUAUAUAUACAUACAUAUGAUGUACAUAAGCAUAUAAUAUGUGAUGCAUAUAUGACAUGCAUAUGGACACGUAGCACAUGCUAAGUAAAGCAUUUGCCUAACUGAGCUCUGACAUUUUCAGGCCAGCUACGAAAUUUGAAUACAAAAACGAAUUACGAAAUACGAAAAAAGAGGGGCAUAUCCUAAACACAAUGAAAUAUUAAGAAAUAUGUAGAAAAUAAAAAGUGGCUAACAGUUGACACUCUGUAUUCACAAUUAAAAUGCGUUUGCGUUUGCCUUAAUACACAACUAAAAGAAUACUUACAAUUAAUUACAAAAGUAAUAGAUAAAUACAACAAAUACUUACACACACACACACACACACACUGGCAUUUGUUAAGAGACGAGAAAUCAUGAAUGGAUAUAAGCAAAACAUAAAGUCAGGCCGGUUUCCUCAAUCUUCAGUUGAAUUACGGUUGAGCUGCCUGAUUCUCUCUAUCCUUAAUGCUAACUGGUGCUUGAGAAAUCGUGCCUAAUAUACUUAUAUGCAAAAAACGUAAAAGUAAAUGAAAAACAAAACAAACAUCAGGCCGCUGGCCAAAGGAAAAUUAACCUUAUGUAAUUUAAAAUUAGUUCAACACAGAUAACGUACUUUUUUAUUACCUUAAGAAUAACAUUUGCAUUUUUUGGUAGUUAAUCCGUCCUCAGUAACGGCCAACAGACAAGAAGGGCAUAGUCGAUAGUUCGCGACUAUUCAAAACCCUGUACCCAAUUUUAAAUACAUCAACAACUCAGCAGCUUCUAAAGCGCGUAGCAUUGCCUGAUUGAAAACAACCCUAAACAAUUAAAUGCGAAAUAUAUUCAUAGACCGUAGUGCAUCCAAAUAUAUUAUUAUAUACUUAAUGAUAACAACAAAAAAAAAAGAAAAAAAUAAACACUCAACAUUUUAUUAAUAAAUGCUUAGAAACGAUAUAAAACUUAUAGGAAUGCAACUAGACUGGCGGACGGACAGAUGGAAAUAAGUAGCUUUAUGGUCUCGACAUAAGUAUAAACUUAAUAUAAGUAAGCUGAUCAAUAAAACUUAGGAAUCUGUGGAGCCUGACACGUCUAAUACGCUGCACACACAACCAUAUACCCUAUACGACAAUUACAGGGUAUGCAUUGAAAACAAAAAAGGAAAAAACACAUUCAGUCAAGCAUAAGCAAAUAUAAUUACUGCACUCGACCAUGUCCCAGCUCAAGAUACCCUGUGCCCCCCCUAGCCCAAUCGGACUGCCUACAUACAUACGCAUAUGGAAAACUUUUGACUACUCUAACUCCUACAUGGUUAACGUACUACUCGCAAUCAACUGACCUUUUGAUCCAAACUUUCCCAGUUAUUUCGCUGGCACAGUCAGUCUUUGGGUACAGGGAAUGCAGAUAUGUACAUUUAUACCAAAUACAUAUGUAAAUGCAUGAUGCCAAUGGAAAGCAAUAAAAAGUGUCGGUGAAAAGUUCAACUAUUAAAUUAAUUAAAGCAAUACGAGAAGAACAACAAGAAAAAUAUGUUUAUAGAUAAACAACAAGGAAAUGAACGCAAAAUUAGCGCAGGUGCAUUGUAGUUAAAUGUUAUUUUUUGUCUGUUGUUAUUAUUAACACCCGUAGCUAGUAAAUUAUAAAUUACAAUUUACAAAUGAAUUCAACAAAUUGAACAGUUCAUAAAAUGCCAACUGUAGCAAAUAACGAAACAAAGCAAACAGAAACUAAAAGUAUUAAUUAAUAUUUGAAAAGAUUAUAAUUAUAAAACAAAAGACCGCUAGUGAAUAAUCUAGACAACAAAUUUUACUUUACACAAACAAAAAAAUGUGUUAACAUAUUCAUGCAGAAUAAUAAUUAAACAAUUAAACAAAUUCAAACAAACAAAUUGUGCGUUGGGCACAAUUGACAAGUACAUUAAAUAAAUAUACAUAUAUAUUUAUUAAAACAAAAUAACGGCAACAACAAUUACAAAAUGCAUUAAUAUCCAACAAAGUUAUUUUCUUAACGAACCUGGCAAUAAUAAUUGUAGCAAAAUAAAUACUUGCAAGCGCCUAAUAACAAUUCAAAAACAACAACAAUUCUCAGUAAAAAUGAACAAAACUAUUAACAGUCAUUUCAAAAAUAAUAAACUAAAAAUCAAAAAAAAAUUAAAAUAAAAACGAACCACAAUAAACUCAAUUAAAAAAAAGAAAAAAAAAACAAAUGUAAGCAAAAAGUAAACUUUGUACUAGAUAAAUGCACAUACACUUCAACACAUGAGUACGUAUGUUUAUAAGUAAAAUUGGCGGGUUUGAACAAACAGCUUAAAGCAAGGCCAGAAUACUUUCCGACAGAGGUCAAACAUAGGAAAAUUUUAAAUAACAUAAAACAAAUUAUAUGAAAGUCACAUGCAAGCAGACAAAACAACUCAAGUAACCCAAGAGAAAAAGUAAAAACUAAAACUAAUUCCGAUAUAAUUACAACAUUGUUUUUGAUACUUAAUAACACAAGAGAAAAAUAAGUAUAAAAGAUAUACUACGUGCAUACGUCGUAGAUGUAUCGGUUGCUAUAUAAUAUAUAUUUGCUUUAUAAUAAUGGCGAUGAAUACAUAAAACUACACCAAGAGCAAAUCGUUUACAAUUCACUCUAAAAAUACAUUUAAUAUUAAUAAUUCUAAAAAAAAAAAAAAAAAAAAUAAGAAAACCCCAAAAAGGUUAUAGCAUGAACGGCAAUAACACAGCUCAAAUUCUGAGAACUUAUAUAAAAUACAAACUCCUUUCUUUCAAACAAAA